AUGCAAGGAAAGGGACACGGCUGGGGACAAGAGCAUAGAACAAGGGUGCAGGAUGGAUCAGGACAAAGGCAGGUUAUCAGACACAAGCUGGGAAUGAAGACUAUUAGCAGUUUGGUUCUUUUGGCUACAGUCCCAGGAAUUCUGGGUCAAAUAGAUAUGAAAGGAAAAGCCUUCUCCUUCUACCGGAAAGAUAGUGGACCAGUAGAAAUAUCACCCAAAACAUUUGAGACCUUCACUGCAUUCACUCUGUGCCUGAAAACAUGUACAAAUCUCACAGAGAACAUGCUAAUGUUCAAACUCUUUGAUAUGGUCAACAUGAAUAAAUUUGCCAUGCUGCUUGAUGCCAACCCAAGCACCUUCACUGGAGCCGACUUACUGAUCUUUUAUGAAGAUCUGCAAAUGAGCUUCCACUUCCCGAACACAGAUGCUAACAAGUGGAGGAGUAUAUGUGUGGCAUUUGAUUCAAAUUCUGGAAGACUACUGUUCUGGCUCAAUGGAAAACUGUAUCAAAGUGAAGAUGUACAGAAAGGGUUGACAGAUUUUGUACCGAUGAGUAUAAUUAUUGGGAGGAGUUUUGCUGGCGAAGAACAUUCAGCGGUAGCUCAAAUAACUGAUGUCAACAUGUGGAGCACAGUGUUAAUGUCACAUGACAUAGAGAGGUUUAUUACAAAUAAAGUGACAGGUGAUGUGAUUAACUGGAGAUUGCUAAAUUAUAAAACAAGGGGUGUAGUAACUAUUGAGCCAAACCACUGUUCUGAACAUUCAUGGAACCUUUAGAAGGACCGUAUGUUUGUUAAAUGGUGUUUUAUGAGAAAAAAAGUGGUCUCAGGAGGUCACUUCUUAUAUUUCUCAGGGUUUGUAACAUUUCUGCGAAUCUCAUGCACAUGUAUUUUUGAAGUGUUUCCAUUCAACUGCAUGCAAAAAAACAUCGGUGGGAAGCACUGCAGGGAAUUUUGUUAGGAAGGGCAUCACCCAGGACUCAUGUUACAAACCAUUUUAAACCAUCUUUGCAUGAGUGUCCGUUAAAAACUGAAUGACAUAAGCAGUGUACUGUGUAGUGUUCUGCACCAUCACAAAAAAAGGACACCAGGGCACCAACAGAAGUUUGAAAAUGAAGCUUCAACUGAAAAAGCAGUAUAGAUAAGCAGUAUUGUAAGCUCAUAGAUGUCCAUAUUGAAGAUACCUACCAUCUGCAAUUCUAUGUUCCUUUUACAUUCAGGUGAGCUGCUCCUUCCUGGUUCAUCUUCUGAUGGUGUUCUUUCACCACUUCCUCAAACAGCUCCACUUUUGUCCACAAAAGAUUGAUUUUUUUAAUCCUUCCUUGCACAGGGGAAACUGGAGAGACUUAUGUUUUCAUAAAAUGCACAACACACAAAAUACCUUUCAAGGGUCUUUACCAAGCAGAUCCAACCUGCUCUGAACAAAAAUCUAGUUUCUCUCACGGCAAUAAGGUCUUUACCCAACACAGUCAAUCUGCUCUGCAUAUAGAGCUAGCUUCUUCUAGGGCAAUAGGGACUUGCCCCAGAAGACCCAACCUGCUCUAAACAUAGGUCUAGCUUCUCUCAGGGCAAUAUGGUCUUUUCCAGUCAGACACAUCCUGCUCUGAAGAUAGAUCUAAUUUCUCUCAGGGCAAUAGGAACUUUGCCCAGCUGCAUGGCUGAUGGGAUUGACUCCAUAUUGGACUGCUCCUGAUAAUAAUUCUAAAGGCCAUUUCUAUCUGUGUGACCAUUUUUUCAUGAUACACCCAUAUUUGAAGUGUAACAUAAAACAUGGUAACAUUCCCCAGUCCACCACCCUCGAAAAGCACCCACCCCCCACAUACCUGAUUCACCGGUUCCCAUCCAUGUAGAAUUUUGCAUUCUUUGGAAAUCAGUGCAGGUGUCAGCUGUGUGUGGCUCCUCCCACACAUUCCUUUUCUAGGGAUCUAUGAGUAAAAGUCCUACAUGCUACUGUGACCGAGGGACUUGUAGAUCUCAAUAGCACACAAGUGUGUGACUGCAAAUGUAGCCCAUUGUUAACAUUGUCUAACCUCAGUCAUAAUGAUAGUUCUGUACCUUCGUACAGACCUGGGGCUGAGGGAAGAGUCUGCAUGAACUUGUGCAAUACCUCCAUCAUUCAUUGACCAUGGUUGCAAUGCUCUACAGCCCUAGUGCUCCACAUGCAGCCCACUUGCCUUUUGCGUGUGGCCAACAGCUAAUGGGCACCAUGAAAAAUUCUGAGUGGCAGCAGGGAGCUGGGUACUAGAAUGUGCUCUGUAUUCCAGCACCCGUCACUGAAUGAGAGAGACUGUACUGCUAUCUCUGCCCAGAGUACAAGGGAAAUUCCAGCCUGGGGAGAGAGAGCAGUGCAGGAAGUGAUAGGGGAGUUAAAUAUCACUGCCACUGAACACCGUGUAGGGAGGGUUAAAUUGCACUGUCACUAACCAACAAUGGGGGGGUUGAUUGUACUUACACCAGGGGCAUUAUUAUUGCACCUGGUGACACCAGUGUUGGGGGCUAUUAUUGCACUCACUGACACAAAUGAUGGGGGCUGUUCUUGCAUCCACUGACACCAAU
Molecule: messenger RNA, 2555 nt
Organism: Rana temporaria (common frog)
Lineage: Eukaryota; Metazoa; Chordata; Amphibia; Anura; Ranidae
Product: C-reactive protein-like
Exons: 3
Coding region: 1-777 (258 amino acids)
Source: RefSeq, a predicted model, not a curated record